AUUUUGUCUCUUCCUCACCAUCUUCUCUUGGUCCAACGAGAGAAAAGAGAUAGAUAGGGAGAGAGAGAGUGAGGUGUUACUUUCGCUUCUCUGCACGCUUCUGUCGCCGAGAUUUGAAAGCUGGGUUCUUAUUCAGCAAGUGGAAACAAAAACAACAAGAGAAGAAGGAAACUGUGAAACCAGAACACACUCUGGAGUCCGAAAGCUCUCUUUUUUCGACCGUUUAGAGCCAAAACCAAACAUGGGUAUCUCAGUAUUUAUCUGUUUUCUCCUCCUGCUAUCCACAAUGUUUUCUCCACUACAUGUUUGUGGAAAUGUUGAGCUGAGUGCUCUCAUGGACAUGAAGGCCAGUCUCGACCCAGAAAACACAUUUCUCACUUCGUGGACUGUCUCGGGUGAUCCAUGUGAUGGUUCAUUUGAAGGUGUUGCUUGUAAUGAGAAAGGUCAGGUGGCUAAUAUUUCUUUGCAGGGUAAACGUCUUUCUGGGAAGUUGUCGCCGGCAGUUACUGGGCUCAAGCAUUUGACAGGUCUGUACUUGCAUUACAAUGCUUUGUACGGAGAGAUACCUAGAGAGAUUUCAAACUUGACUGAGCUGAGUGAUUUGUAUCUGAAUGUGAAUAAUCUGUCUGGGGAGAUUCCUCCUGAACUUGGAAACAUUGCCAGUUUACAAGUUUUGCAGCUUUGUUACAAUCAGUUCACAGGAAGUAUUCCUACACAACUGGGGUUACUGAAGAAGCUAAACGUUCUUGCUCUGCAAUCUAAUCAGCUAACAGGUGCAAUCCCUGCAAGCUUGGGAGACUUGGAAACGUUAAUGAGGCUAGAUUUGAGUUUUAAUCACCUCUUUGGCUCGAUUCCCAUGAGACUUGCUGAUGCUCCUAUGCUUGAAGUUCUAGAUGUCCGAAACAAUACUCUCUCUGGCAAUGUGCCUCUCGCUCUAAAGAGAUUAGUUGGAGGAUUCAUAUACCAGAACAACCCAGGAUUAUGUGGAACUGGUUUUUCAGCUUUGAGAGCUUGCAGUGCUUCAGAUUAUGGGAAUUCAAACAGACCAGAACCUUUUGGAGGUGGCAUGACUGGUCUCCCAACAAAAGACAUCCCAGAGACAGCCAAUUUGCAGUUGAAUUGCAGCCAAACUCAUUGUUCAAACCGGUCUAAAACCCCACAAGCUUCUGUGGUGGUUGGAGUAGUUGUAGUCAUCGUUGCAGUGUCAGCUUUAGGAAUUCUGGCUUUCGGUCAAUAUCGUCGCAGAAAACAGAAGCUCAGCAGUGCAUGUGAUACAUCUGAUGGCUGUCUUAGUACUGACCAGGCCAAGGAGUUUUACAGGAAGAAUGGCUCUCCCCUCAUCAGCCUUGAGUACUCCAGUAGCUGGGAUCCUUUGGCUGAUGAUCGGUGUAUUGGUGGAGUCUCCCAAGAGGUUUUGCAGGAUUUUAGGUUUAAUUUGGAUGAGGUAGAAUCAGCUACUCAGUACUUUGCUGUAAAAAAUUUGUUGGGUAAGACCAACUUUUCUGCUGUUUAUAGAGGAGUUCUAAGAGAUGGAUCAGUUGUUGCUAUUAAGAGCAUCACUAAAACUAGCUGCAAGUCUGAGGAAGCUGAGUUUUUGAAGGGACUUAACAUUCUGACCUCAUUGAGACAUGAAAAUUUAGUUAGGUUGAGAGGAUUUUGCUGUUCGAAAGGCCGGGGAGAGUGUUUUCUCAUUUAUGAUUUUGUUCCAAAUGCCAAUCUGUCACAUUAUCUAGACCUGGAGGAGGGGGAUGGUCAGGUCCUUGAAUGGUCCACUAGAGUUUCCAUCAUCAAUGGCAUUGCCAAAGGUGUAGAGUAUUUACAUGGAUGCAAGGUGAACAAACCUGCAGCUCUAGUUCAUCAAAAUAUAUCAGCUGAGAAUGUGCUAAUUGACCUGCGAUUCAAACCUUACCUCUCUGAUUCGGGUCUGCACAAGCUUCUCACCAAUGACACUAUCUUCUCAUCACUCAAGGCCAGCGCUGCCAUGGGAUAUUUGGCUCCAGAGUACACCACUACAGGCCGGUUCACAGGGAAAAGCGAUAUUUAUGCUUUUGGUGUGCUUGUUUUCCAAAUCCUAUUUGGGAAACGGAAAUUCACCAGCUCAAUACGAGCCGCUGCAGAAUCAUCCAAAUUUGAUGAUUUUAUCGAUACAAAUCUCCAUGGAAAGUUUUCCAAACAUGAAGCUGCAAGACUGGCAAAAAUUGCUUUGAUGUGCACCCAUGAAUCUCCCGAGCAGAGGCCAUCCAUGGAAGCAAUUACACAAGAACUUGGUAAAUCACCUAACUGUUCCUGAUCUCCAUGACCAUGUUUCUUCAGCAAUUGCCUGUGAGAUUUCAAAAGGUUCGGCAACGAGCGGGAGAUAGAUUCCUAUAACUACUGACUAAUUUUUAGUGUGUAGUGUUGUGGCCUGGUAUGUCCUUUUACUGUGGACUGGGCUCUGCUGUGAAUGUAGUUGUCUGGUAUCUUGUAGCUUAGCGAUGGAAUUUUAUGGAGAUUUUCACCUGUACUCACUUGAAUCAAAGGACCAUUUGCUUUGUAAAGAGAUCACCAGAACCAUUCAC
Molecule: messenger RNA, 2558 nt
Organism: Ilex paraguariensis (yerba mate)
Lineage: Eukaryota; Viridiplantae; Streptophyta; Magnoliopsida; Aquifoliales; Aquifoliaceae
Source: the annotation of a GenBank genome assembly